Messenger RNA from Trichomycterus rosablanca, 8406 nucleotides. RefSeq names its product piezo-type mechanosensitive ion channel component 2. The transcript is spliced from 55 exons. Gene Ontology annotation, cellular component: membrane. NCBI's taxonomy places the organism in Eukaryota, Metazoa, Chordata, Actinopteri, Siluriformes, Trichomycteridae. The coding region runs from base 1 to 8406 and encodes 2801 amino acids. Gene Ontology annotation, molecular function: mechanosensitive monoatomic ion channel activity. The record is from RefSeq and is a predicted model, not a curated record.
AUGGAGGUGAAGAUGCUCCGCCGGUCCCUGUGGAGUCACAGUUUGACCAUGUGGAACGUCAGGAAUGUGGACAGAGAAGAUGUGCACUUACUGCACAGGGUUCCAGUUCCAGGCGUCUGCAGGGUAUGUCGCUCUCGUAGGGAUUCGAUACGCCAGCCGGGUGUUUCCUACCUCUCGCCACUUAAGAAAGCCGAUCGUCCGCUCCCUGGCAUCAGCAUGGCGGGGAACAUCGUGGUCGGGAUGCUUUAUAACUUACUGCUACCGCUGCUUCUACUAACAGCGAUAGCAUUUCGCUAUAAUGGACUCUCCGUGGUGUAUCUGCUCUUCCUGCUGUCCAUACCUCUCCUACCGAGCCCGUCUCUGAGCACCAUGAAGGAAAGGACUGGUCUGUUCUUCCUGACCGUUUGCUCCACCAGUGUGACCUUCCUGGCUCUGCAGUGUGGGAUCCAGAUCACCUACGCCUACGUUACUAAAGACAUGAAUGAACCGCUGCAGACGUUUCUGUAUCAUCUUGGUAUCGUCAGGUUUAGUGAUAUAGACGCCGGGAACAUCGUUCGGCAUUUGCUGCCGGACUUUGGCAUGUUCGUGUCGUCGCUCUUCAUCCGGAAUUUGUGUAACAAGCUGCUGCAGCCGCCAGAGAAUAAUAAAGAGUCCAGCGUUCAGCUCUCUGAGACCGAGGACGGUGAGACGUCUGAAUCCGAGUCCGAGGAGGACAGCGACGCCUCGUCCGCCCUGAGCUCUGAGGAGACCAAGCUGCCCCCCUCUGGUCCUCCUCAGUUCGUGCAGAAGCUGAUUGUGUUUGCAGCUGGACUGAGGCUGCUGCUGUCCACCAUCAUGAACACGGCGGGGAGAGUGGUGGUGACCGUCCUGCUGGGACUGGCAGGUAUAGCUCUACCUUCCCUGACCUCAGCGCUGUAUUUCGGGACCUUCCUGAGCCUCGUGUGGUGUUGGGUGUUGGGUCACUCCAUCAGUCUGCUGCACUUCAGCACCUUGUGUAUGUUGAUGACCAUAUUCAGUGCUGGACACAUCGUGGUCCUGUACCUCUAUCAGCUGCCCCUGUUCCAGAUCAUCGUGCCUCCUCAGGACGUUUAUGUGAGGCUGUUUGGAAUGACCGCCUUCAUUCACACGAACUCGUCCCGACCGUACAGUCUGGGUCUGCAGGCGGACAUCAGCUGGCCCGUAAUAAUCAACCCACUGGUGUUACUGGUGCUCUACUACACACUGGUGGCUCUUCUGCAGAAAUGGGCCCCGCUGGUUACAGAGGAAAUGAGGAAACAGAACCAGAGUCCGGGAGGAGAUUCAGAACUUUACGUUAGUUUCUCAAAGAUAGUGGACGGUGAUCUCUUCUCAACAGGAACAUCAGAGGAUGUCAUGUUAUUAAACGGUACCUGGGAGAACCACAAUCCCGGGCUGGACUCUCAGUCUGAUGGUGGCUGCCCACAAUGCCUUGCUGUACCGGCGUACACCGAUCCUAACGAGUCUCACCGAUCCGAGGAUGUGGAUGAACAGGAAGUGAGCUGUAACACUGAAGACCUCGGGGCCGAUGCUGAACCCGGCGCAUUCACACUCCUCUGUCUGGCCAUCAUGAAGCACAGCUACAUCAGUGCUCUCAUCAUCAUGAUGGUGUGGAGCAUCACCUAUAACUCCUGGCUGACGUUUGCGUUGCUGGUGUGGUCGUGUCUGAUCUGGAUGUCGCGGCGGCGGCGUGAGUACACCAUGAUGAGCGCCCCGUUCCUCUCCGUGUACUGCACCCUGCUGCUGGUGGUGGGGUAUCUCAGCACCCUCCGUCUCCGCCGUGACGAGCUCUUCCCCACGUUCCCUGCGGCCGUGCUGGUGGAUUUCGACCUGUACGGGUAUCACACGCCCUGCCUGCACCUAGGGGCCAAGAUGUUUUACACCUUUAGUUUCUGGAUGUUACAACGACAGCAACUGAUUGAGAAGCAGGAGAAACAGAAUCAGGAGAAGAUGGACGAGAGUCUUUACAGUCUGCAGGACGUCAGCGACACGUUAAGUACGAGUUCAGUGCUCGAUGAGGACUCUUCCUCCUCUCUGGUGUCUGUACUGGGAUCGUUUAUUAAAUCCGUGUUGGUGAAGUACUGGAUCUUCUGCUGCUGCUCCAUGUUCUUCGUUAUUAGUUUUUCUGGGAAGGUGGUCGUCUACAAAAUCCUCUACAUUUGUCUGUUCCUCUUCUGCACCGUCCUCUACCAGGUGGAGUACGACCUCUGGCGACGUGUUCUGAAAUAUUUCUGGGCGGUGGUGGUCGGUUACUCCAUGCUGGUUUUGAUUCUCAUCUACAUGUACCAGUUCAAGACCGUCUCGGGUCUAUUUCGGCAAAUCAUAGGCAUGUCGGAGGAGGGGCUGCGUGAUCUGGGUCUGGAGCAGUUCGACACGGUGGAGCUGUUUGCUCAGAUUUUACUGCCGGCCGCUUUCCUCCUGGCGUGUAUCCUACAGUUACAUUACUUCAACAGCGACUUCCUGUCUCUCACCGACCUGCAGAACGUACCUGUGCACAAGGGGCCUUCCAGAGAAGAAGAGCUGAGAGAGGCGCUGAAGAUGAUGUCAGACACGAUUAAAGAGAACAUCGAGAAGCUUCAGCAGAAGCUGAUGAAGGACCGACUGGGCACAGAGGAGCCGCCGACCUCCGGCUCGAAGGAGAGCGUCUUAUUAAACUCGGAACAGGACGGGAAGGAACGGGAACACCGGGGACAGGAACAUGGGGAACAGGAACAAGACGAGGAGAAGGAUGGAGAUGAAGAACCUGAGAGAGAUAAACCAGGAGGAAACGAGGAGGAGGAGGAACCAGGAGAGGAGACAGAAGAUCAGGAAGCAGAAGAAAACAGAUGGAUGAUGUUGGUGGAUCAGAUCACUGAGCUCCUCCUGCAGGUCCUGAUGUUGGUCGGUAAAGCUCAGGAGCUCAGCUGGCGGCUCCUCGAGCUCCACAGCCUCAAAUUCGUUGCUGCGGGCAUCGUCUGGGUCAGUCUGAAAGAGGUCUCUUUGAUGAAUCUGGUGUUUCUGGUGUUGUGGACGUUCGCCGUGCCGUACCCGAAGCUGCAGCCCGUGGGCGCCACCGUGUCGUCGGUCUGGGCCGGGGUGAUGGUGGUGUGUAAGAUGAUGUACCAGCUCAAGUUCAUCAAGCCGCCUCAGUUUUCGCUGAACUGCACCGCCGAUCUGCUGAGUUCUAACCAGAGCCAGUACAGCGUGAACGUUCCUCAGCUCCUGCAGAGGUCGCUGUUGUACGUGGAGCCGGUGGAUCCGUCCCUGUGGGUCGGAGCUCUUAGGAAGUGUGGGGAUUCCAUCCUGCCCUGCCUUCAGAAUCAUCUCUUUAUUCUGGGACUCCUGGUGUUUCACGUCACCGUUCACCGCCACCAGCGCUUUAUCUCCCUCCACCUCAACCUGGAACCCUCUCCUAAAGGGACUAUUUUUCAGGGCGUGACGUGGCAGCACCUGGACGUCGGCAUCCUGCCCUGCCUCAAAUAUUUCUGCAACUAUUUAUUUUACAAGUUUGGCCUGGAGAUCUGCUUCGUGGUGGCGGUGAACGUGAUUGGUCAGCGGAUGGAUUUCUUCGCGCUCCUGCACUCCUUCGCUCUCGUGGUGGUGUUGGCGCGCCGGCGCAGGAAGGCCGUGGGCGAGAUCUGGCCGCGGUACUGCUGCUUCACCGCCGUGCUGAUGGUGGUUCAGUACCUGAUCUGUAUCGGCGUUCCUCCUGCCUUCUGCGCUGAUUAUCCGUGGAGAAAAUCGUCCAAGCCUCUGACGUCCAAUCAGAUUAAGUGGUUGUACCUGCCGGACUUCGCCAUGCAGCCCAACUCCACCUUCAUCUUCUACGACUUCCUGCUGCUGUUGGUGGCGUCUCUGCAGUGGCGGGUGUUUGAGGAUGAGAACAAGGCCGCGGUGAGGCUGGUGGCCGGAGAGAACGUAGAGAUCAGUAAGAGUCUGGAUCCUCGCUCGCUUAGCCAUUACACCGCCGUGGCUAACUUCCUGCACUGUCGGUCGUAUCUGGACAUGGUGAAGAUCUUUAUCUUCGGUUAUUUCUUCUGGCUGGUUCUCUGCCUGGUGUUCAUCACUGGCACCACUCGUAUAAACAUCUUCUGCCUGGGUUACCUGGUGGCGUGUUUUUACUUCAUGCUCUUCGGCGACACCGUCCUGCUGCAGCCGGUACGCUACGUGCUGCGGUUAUGGGACUGUCUGAUCGCCUACACCUGUGUGGUCAUCUGCUUCAAAAACCUGAUUUCGCUGGGAUCUUGUGCUUACCUGGACAGUCUGAUGAAGAAGGGCUGCUGGCUCAUUCAGGCAUUUAGCAUGUUCUGCACUAUUAAAGGUUAUGACGUGCCUAAAACUAACGAUGAGUGUGAGCUGCCGGUGGGCGAGGCCGGGAUCGUUUGGGACGCCGUUUGUUUUACGGUGUUAUUGGCUCAGAGGAGGAUUUUCCUCAGUUAUUACUUCCUGUACGUCGUGUCUGACCUGAAAGCCUCCAAGAUCCUCGCCUCCAGGGGGGCCGAGCUGUUUGAAGCCAAAGUGAAGAAACGUGUGGCGGCCAGACUGGAACUGGAGAAGAAAUCUGUGGAGCUACUGAAGAAACAGAUGGAAAAAAUCAAAUCAAAACAGAAAAAUCCAGCAGCUCAGGAGACAACGCCACGCCCGGUCGAGGCUGCAGCCAAGAGGGAGCCAGAAAUAAAUGUCUGGGACUCCUGUGGGUAUCGCCUCUUUGAAAGUGACAGUGAGGAAGAGGAGGGUGAGCCCGAGGAAAAAACGGUGGAAAAUCUGCCUCCGAAGAGAAAAUCUGCCUUCCAGUUAGCGUACGAGGCCUGGGUGUCCGGCUCCAAGGCGACUCUGAGGACCCACGAGAGGAACGAACUUCAGCUGAGGAGGGAAGAGAAGAGAGUCAUGAUGGAGCUGCACGAUGAGCAAAGUACAGAAAGCUGUGAGAACAUCGAGGAUGAAACUGACCGGGCCGGUCCUGACCCCGAGGAGGAACAGAAAGCGUCCAUCCCUGAGAGGAUCAUUGACCUCCUGAGGUUCAGCGUGGUCUUCCUCGGCUCCCUCAUGGACGACAUCACCUCGGGUCUGAACUCGUUCUGUAAGGACAAUCUGGACAUCUCCAAGGUCCUACGUCUGGAGAGAGCUCUUCUGGGUCAGCAACAGAACAAGGGCAGGACCGUGUCUCACGACAGCAUCCAUCAGUUUUAUCAGAACUGUCUGAUCAGACAGAGCACAGAGACGCUGCUGGAUAAAGAGAUCUUCACCCCCGACGAUUCUCCACCACCGUCACCGUCCGUCCAUCUGAGCUUUCAACAGUUACAGAGGUCCAACUCCAAACACACCUGGGAUACCAGUCCAUCCAGUUGUCAGACUGAUGAAACGGCUCUAAUGUCACGACAGGCGACUAACGGCGAUGACGAACCUCGUGUAGAGUCGCCUGAAACUGAACCCCAGUCUCAACUCUCUGCUGAGUGGAGACGCCCGACGCUACGCAAAUCAGCCAACGUGGACGAGAUCCUGUUUGAUCGAGAGGGAUUCGUGCACGAUCAUGAAGAUCCAUCUGCAGUAAAGUUACAAGAAGUGGAAGCUCACAAAACUGAAGGAACAGCAGAUAAAGAAACGGACGAGGACGAUGUAGAAGAAAGUAACGAGGAGGAAGGAACCAUUACGGCUGAGGAGCGAGAGGAUAAACAGUCCGAAAAGAAAUACGAGAGGCUCAGGUCAUCGUCCGUGAACUCUCUGGCGCUGGAGGUGAGAAGUGAGGAUGAUGAGGACGAUCCGGAACCUUGUACCCUCACUCAGGAGACCCGGGCCCUCACGGCCAGCGAACUGCUGCUGAACAACAUGUUCCAGAUCCCUGAGAUCGAGGAGUCGGAUAAGUUCUACCACUCGCUGCCGCGCCUCCUGCAGCUGAUCUUCGCCCUCUAUAACACCAUGGUGUCCCAGUCCGAGAUGCUCUGCUACUUCGUCAUCAUCCUCAACCACAUGGUGUCGGCCUCCCUGCUCACGCUCUUCCUCCCCAUCCUCAUCUUCCUCUGGGCCAUGAUGUCCGUCCCUCGGCCCACCAAGCGCUUCUGGAUGACGGCCAUCAUCUACACCGAGACGACGGUGGUGGUGAAGUACUUCUUUCAGUUCGGGUUCUUUCCCUGGACCACCUCAGUGUAUCGGGGCAUCAACGCCGACCUGCCGUUUGCUCUGCCCAACAUCGUGGGGGUGGAGAAGAAGGACGGGUACGUUCUGUUCGACCUCAUCCAGCUGCUGGCACUGUUCUUCCAUCGCUCCAUCCUCAAGUGUCACGGCCUCUGGGACAACAAGGAGGUGGAGAUGCCCGACUUCUUAAAGAAGCUGAAGAAGAAAGCCGAGAAGAGCAAGACGAGCGCGGCGGCGAGGGGAGGAGGAGGAGGAGGAGGACCUAAAAGGAGACGCCUCCCGUUCCUGCCUCUUCAGGGCUCUUCUGGUAGCCUGCACUGGAGGCACAAACGGGACGAGAGCGCCGAGGGAUACGACGUUGAGAAGUUAAAGAAACGUUCACAGAAAAAGAAGCGGCGCACCAGAGCACCACUGUCCCUGAAAGAGAGGAUCAGACAGGUGGUGCGAGAGAAGAUGCUGAAAGCUAAAGCUGCUAUAAUAGAAGUAGCUUUACACAUAUAUUUACCCAUCAGGCAGUUCUUUUAUGACAUCAUCCACCCCGAGUACAGUCCGGUGUGUGACGUCUACGCCCUGAUGUUCUUGGUGGACGUGAUAAACUUCAUCAUCAUUAUUUUUGGGUACUGGGCUUUCGGGAAACACAGCGCUGCAGCGGACAUCACCGAGUCCUUAUCAGAAGAUCAGGUUCCCGAGGCGUUCCUCGUCAUGCUCCUCAUCCAGUUCGGCACCAUGGUGGUGGACCGAGCUCUUUACCUGCGCAAGACCCUGCUGGGGAAGUGUGUUUUCCAGGUCGUCCUGGUCUUCGGGAUCCACUUUUGGAUGUUCUUCAUACUACCGGGGGUCACCGAGAGGAGGUUUAACCAGAACCAGGUUGCUCAGCUCUGGUAUUUUGUGAAGUGCAUCUACUUCGGUUUGUCGGCGUAUCAGAUCAAGUGUGGCUACCCGAACCGAGUGCUGGGAAACUUUCUCACCAAGAACUACAAUUACAUCAACCUGUUCCUGUUCCAGGGUUUCCGGAUGGUUCCGUUCCUGACGGAGCUUCGGGCCGUGAUGGACUGGGUUUGGACCGAUACGACUCUCAGCCUGUCCAGCUGGAUCUGUGUGGAGGACAUUUACGCCAACAUCUUCAUCCUCCGGUGCUGGAGAGAGUCUGAGAAGAAAUAUCCUCACGCUCUGGGGCAGAAGAAGAGCAUGCUGGUUAAAUACGGGAUGGGCGGCGUCAUUAUUUUCUUCCUCAUUUGUAUCGUCUGGUUCCCGCUGCUCUUCAUGUCGCUCGUCAAAUCGGUGGCCGGAGUCACGAACCAGCCGCUGGACGUUUCCAUCCAGCUGAGCAUCGCAGGAUACGAGCCGUUGUUCACCAUGAGCGCUCAGGAACAAAAUCUGGUCCCGUAUUCUAAGGCUUCGUUCCAGAAGAUGACGAAAGUUUACGCCACUCACCCGGCAGCGAUGCAGUUUAUCGUGAACUACAUGGCGGAGGACGUCGUCAUAGCGAAGGUGAAAAGUGACGCCAGUCUGCUGUGGACCAUCAGUCCUGCCAGCCGAGAGGCCAUGAUCCACGAACUCAGCAAUUCAUCUCACAUCUACAUCAGUGUACAGUGGAGAUUACUGAGAAACACGUCUCUGGUGAUGAACGCUGAGGCGGUGGGUGAACACACCAUCAAGUAUGAAGAUAAAGAACUAAAGAAUAAUCUGGUACAGAUGCUGAAGGGGACUCAGAGCAAACCGGUCAUCAUUGAAAAUCUGUUGCCUAAAUAUAUCAGAGGAUCUUCAGGACCGGAGUCUAAAAUGGCUCAUCGACUGAUCGUGGAGCACUCCCGUCACCCUGACGAUCAUCAUCUGACGUUUUUCCGGCCGCUGUCCAUCAAACUGCAGCAGGCCAACGAGAGCGCGGAGGGAUCAGGGUCCCAGUGGUGGGUGGUGGAGGAGUGUGCGCCAGGCCCUCCACCAAUCAGAUGCCAGAACAUCGAAUUAAUGGUUUUUAACGACAAAGUGAGUCCGUCCAGCCUCGGCUUCUUAGCUGGAUACGGCAUCGUGGGUCUGUACAUGUCGGUGGUUCUGGUCAUCGGUAAGUUCGUGCGCGAGUUCUUCAACGGGAUCUCUCGCUCCAUCAUGUUCGAGGAGCUGCCGGACGUGGACCGCGUGCUGAAGCUCUGCACCGACAUCUUUGUGGUGCGAGAGACCGGCGAGAUGGAGCUGGAGGAGCAGCUGUUCGAGAAGCUCAUCUUCUUAUACCGCUCGCCAGAGACCAUGAUCAAGAUGACCCGCGAGAAGAAAAACGACUGA